This is a messenger RNA of Lemur catta (Ring-tailed lemur), 976 nucleotides long. Its product is annotated as EKC/KEOPS complex subunit LAGE3-like. Gene Ontology annotation, cellular component: EKC/KEOPS complex. Bases 216 to 527 code for a protein of 103 amino acids. NCBI's taxonomy places the organism in Eukaryota, Metazoa, Chordata, Mammalia, Primates, Lemuridae. The transcript is spliced from 2 exons. The record is from RefSeq and is a predicted model, not a curated record.
GCGGGAGCAAAUGUCGCGAGAGUUCUCCAGGCCUACAACCGCCGAAGAAAGGUUACUUUUCCCGGAAGUAACGUCAAUCGAAACCGCUGGGGAUCCUGGGAAGCUUCGUCGCUGCAGGCUGAAGGUGCAGCGGGCAGCGCUAACGACCAGGGGCGGGAGCACGGCGGCAGCUGUGGCCAGUGGAGCUCCCACGUGGCGCGGGCACCGCCUGCCCCAUGUCCGGGCGGAGACGCAGAGACUUAGUGCCUGCGGCCAGAAGGCCGGGAAUUCAACCACACAUAUUCGCCCUCAGCGUGCCUUUCCCGAACCCUUUGGAGGCGAAAAUCGCCCAUGGGUCCCUGGCUCCAGAUGCCGAACCCCGCCAGAGGGCGGUUGGGAAGGAUCUUACAGUGAGUGGCUGUAUCCUUGCGGUCCGCUGGAAAGCGGAAGACUCUCGCCUGCUCCGAAUUUCUAUCAUCAACUUUCUUGACCAGCUUUCCCUGGUGGUGCGGACCAUGCAGCGCUUUGGGCCCCCUGUUUCUCGCUAAGCCUAUGCCGGGAAAAGGAGCCGAGGUCUGACCUUGCGUCUGCUAGGAAGUGCAUCAUUCCUUAGGGCAGUGAUUCCCACAGUAGUUGCUACUUUAGCGUAGGGGCCUAAGGUUUGCCUGUAUCAGCUCUUGGCUGUUCAGGGUGCCCUUGUUUUAUUUGAUGGUUUGUUAUGGCAGGAAAUAAAACUGAGCUGCUAUUCCAAGUCUUAAUUUCUUUUCAGCUGCAGCACCUCCACAUAUUCUCACCAUUGCCCCUCGGGUUGCAGGGGAGGUUGUGGGAUUCAGAUAUGCAAGUAGUACAAGGUAAUUGAGGACAAUUUAGGAAAUGGCAGAAAAUGAAAAUCUGUUGGGUCAUGUCAUUCAGCAUUAACUACUAUCAAGAUUUUGAAAUAUUUCCUCAGUUUUACAGUUAUGUUUAUGAAAUAAAUGUGUAACAGUAAUAUAUAAUU